AUGUAUCUUUCCACUUUCCUCCCUCUCAUGGGAACCUUCUCCCUGAGUUCCGCACUCAACUUCCCACCCGUCCCUGGUAACAGAAAACCGGGAAUCACCCCCCUCGAACUCAAGCUCUCAUACCCCGACCCAAUCACACCGUUCGCAGGUAAUCGAGACCUCAUGAUCUCCGUCUAUUACCCAUCGCAACCAUCACGCAUAUCAACUCUAGCACCCGCAUACGACAGCGCGUACGCAAAGUAUCUAACCGCCUCCCUCGGUAUAACACCCGGAUUCAUCGAGACCGUAAUCUCAAACGCCUAUGGCGGCGCGAAAAUCAGCGACGGGGUGGGAGAAAGAGGGAAGGAAGUGAAGGAAGUACUUCUGUUUAGUGGUGGCUAUGGGCAAAGUAGAGAGGACUACGGAGCCACAAUCGCGAGACUCGUUAGCCGAGGAUAUGUGAUAGUAUCCGUAGACCACCCCUUCGACUCAAACUUCGUCGCUUAUCCAGAUGGUCACAACGCCACACUCGUUUCCUCUCAGCCAGUGGAUCCCAUCGCAGCAGCGGACUCAGCAAUCGACAUACGAGUCAAAGACCUCCAAGCCGUGACUGCAGCUCUACGCGAUAAACACUUCGUGAAGCAAAUCCCAGGCACGGACAACAAACUCGAUAAGCCCUCCAGAAUAUUUGGGCAUUCAUUCGGUGGAGCCGCCGCAGCAUCCCUCAUGUCCCAAAACAAGGAACUAAAAUGCGGCAUCAACCUCGAUGGAACAUUCUGGGGGAACGUCCCCGUCAUCUCUGCGUCGCUCUCCCCGCGUCCCUUCCUCACCUUGGCGAGCGAUGGCCACAAUGCUGUCACCGAUCCCUCAUGGGCACUCUUCCGCGCAAGUGGAGGGAGGAAAGCAAGACAGGGGUUCUUUGGAAUUACUGGAAGUAGUCAUCCUGCGUAUACCGAUUUUGCGUACCUGUAUGGAGUUCUUAAGAAGAGUGGAAUUCCGGGGGUUCCUGAUCUUGGAAAUACGUUUGGGACGAUUGAUGGGGCGAGGAUGUUGGAGGUUGAGGGGACGUUGUUGGAGAGGUUUUUUGAGAGGUGCUUUGAGGGUGAGGAUGAUCCGUCCAAGGGCCUUGGUAGGGGAUUAGCUGAAGUGGUUGCUCAGUGAGAGUGAGAGGAGAGAAAAGUGGCAAUGUCUUGUAGGGAUAACAGGUUAUGAUAAUACUUUCCAAAGACUCUCUAAUUUCUCAUUCUCCCUUGACAAACAGUAUAAUGGCGGUGUUUGAACCCACUAUGGCAACUAUCAAGAAGAGCUGGGAAAGAAAUUUCAUGGACAUACAGGAUGUUUACUCAUGGCGAUCACGAAGUUUUGUCGGGGAUGCGAGCGAGAAUCUUCAUUGGUGGGUCUAA
Messenger RNA from Hymenoscyphus albidus, 1382 nucleotides. The record is from the annotation of a GenBank genome assembly. Lineage: Eukaryota; Fungi; Ascomycota; Leotiomycetes; Helotiales; Helotiaceae.